Aedes aegypti (yellow fever mosquito) is the source of this 2397-nucleotide messenger RNA. RefSeq lists its product as uncharacterized. Lineage: Eukaryota; Metazoa; Arthropoda; Insecta; Diptera; Culicidae. The record is from RefSeq and is a predicted model, not a curated record. The coding region runs from base 943 to 2100 and encodes 385 amino acids. The transcript is spliced from 4 exons.
AUCUCGGCCAAUCGGCUCUCUCCCCCAAAAGAUUCUUCUUUUUUCCCACCGCCACUUGGUAGAUCAACCGGUACUCACGACGACUCAGUCAACGAGAACGGAGUCUUCUCCCCGACCACUCGUAAUCUAAUCUAUUUCAAUCAUUUGUGAACCGUGAUAAAAGAUAGACAUUUAUCAGAUUAUUCCUCGGGAGGAAGGAUCCUCAUUCACUACCAGCACGAAUUACACAUCGGAAAGAAGAUAAAUUCGUGGUGCCCGCUUGAGUGGCCAGACUUGUCUAGUUGUGCUUGUGGACGCGAGUGUAAGGGGGGAAAAUAUUAUUACGUUCCUUCAGUUGGUGCUCUAUCCGGUGAACAUUGUUUGCUCAGGAUUUUCUGUUUCUUCGGCCAUCACCCAACGAGCCAUUGCUGGUACCAAUCAAGCUUCAGAGUCUCGACAUCGCCCCAAGUGGAUGUGGAAAAUUUUCGUAACGCAUCGGAGAACCAGUUGUUGUUUCUACUAUUAUUUGCUGUGAACUUCGCCAAGAAUCUGCUUGUUUGUGAUUUUGACUUCUUACUAGGAACUAGGCAACGAGAAAAAGUCAGUGCGAGUGGAAAAUGAAAUUAUGGUAAAAUAUUUGCCAUGAUGAAAUAACAUUCGGACAACCAUUGGACUGGGAAAUCGUUAUCGCGAAGAACUGUGGAAUGACUUUGGUCAGGCUUUGUGAGUGAGUUCCACCGAAAAUAGUUGAGAAAUCAUUUUUUACUGAGUGAUCCACCGUUGAGAGUUUUCCUAUUCAAACCCUGAAUGCAUUUGCGUGGCAAACGAAGGCAAAUUCCUUUCUAAAAGAAACUGUUCACGUUGUGAAAUUGCAAACCAACUGCUAUUGAAGGUAUUUGGCUAGGUGCAAUCUACUUUUCUUCGAAGAAAAAAAAAUACACGAACCGAAAGCACCCACAAAAAAUGUUCAUCAACAGAAGUAGGAAGCACACCACCGGCUCAAUAAUGCUCAUGACGAGUCUGGCGUUCGCUUUGGUCCUUUUGAUUGUACCGGCAGCCUUGGUGGAAGCACAAGAGGCAGGGAACCGGGCGCGGAGUCACAAAGCUAUGGAAACAUUCGGCAGCAGCAGUGUGGUACAACAACCGAGAUCCGCCACUAAUGAGCAACUGCUACAGGACGAAGAUGAGGAUCAGGACAUGGUCGAUGGAAGCAGCGUUGAGAGCAGUGAAGAUGGCAUUAGUGGUAGAAACAGUGGGUCUGGUGGUAGCAGUGAGGAUGCUCGGGGUACAACUGAUGUAUCGUCGGAACAACAGGAUGUGACGACGCCCGGAAGUGUUGGUUAUGUCGCAACGACUCCGAAGAUUUUGAAAUCAGCGAAGGUGCUUAGCAGGUACGAGCAAGGUCUGGAGGACUACGAGGAAGCCGCUGCCCGAGUAGAGCAGGAAGACAACCAGCAACGGGAACAGCAGCAGCAACAGCAACAACAGCAGUCCCCACUCGGAGGCCUGAUGAAUCCGAUCCUUUCGACGUUGUUCAAUGUGGUGACGACGGCUUUGUCGUCAAAGAGAUCGAUCGAGGUGGCGGGACCCAACCCGGCCAUGAUAUUUGGAGCCUGGAACAACCUCCAAAAGGCACUGGACGAUGGCAGAGCUAGUGCCCGGGCCAAUAACGAUGCCGAAGAAUCAACAAGCAGCGGCGAUGGCAGCGGUAACGAUGCAGAUAAUCAAAAUGGAAACUUAACCGCUGUAGUGACAGCUGCUGAAAGUGCCAGGUACAUCAAGGGAGACCCGCUCAAUGGAUACUACGACUUCGUAAUCUCUGAAGGAUCAUAUAAAUUCUGGGCCGUUUUUCAGGUAGCCACAGCUGUUCUCAUCAUCUAUUCCACCUUCGCCGCUAUCUACUACUCGAAAGUAAGCCCGCUGACGUCCGAUUAUGACUAUAUCGAUUAUUUGAACGGUGGCCGGUCCUUUGCCGGAAGUCGGUCACUGGAUGGUGGAGCAGCGGCACGGAGAUCCUACUCGAGCAACAUGUGGGACGGUCUGCUGGAAAAACCGUGGUUCAACGUGGCAACUAAUUCGUUCGCUUUCGUGAUGAAUGCCAUCGAGAAUGCGCCCAAGUAGGGCGGCGGGAAGCGAUCCCGGACCGCUGCUGCCCCGAAAGGGUUUGCAUUAUUGCCAAUUUAGAUGAAACAUUUGACACAGCUGGAUAGAUGGCGGAAUCCUUCGCGGGAAUGAAGCUGAGGAGCUUGGUCUCGAAUGUUUUAUUUGAAUUCCGGUUUCUGGAUUUUCUUAUGGAUUAGGUUAGGAAUGAAUUGUAACAAUUUGUUAUUUAAUAUAUUAUUUUGUACCAGUGGUGUAGACUAUGCUGUCGAAAUGUAGCUAUUUUUCAAGUUUGUUACUUAUUAAUAAAGCGUACAG